AGCUUCUCGUCUGUUCAUUCGCUCAGAGAGGAAAAGAAGGAAGGAAGGAAGGGAAGAAAGAAAGAAAGAAAAAAGAAAAACGGAAGAAGAGAAACUUACCAACACGACUCCAAAGAAAGCUGCCGCCCAAAGGGACCAAGACAGGAGCGGGACGGAGGACGAGGGGCUGAGAAAGAGGCUUUUUUCUAGUCUGGUAGAAGGAAAUUCUGCAGAACAACCGUUGUUUAUAACCGAGGUGACCGGAGGCAUUCGUUUGCAGAGGACUUGCGCUUUAUCAACCCCGGGAACAGUUGUUUGCUGGACUGGAAGACCGGAGUCCAUUUUCCUCCAAAAGAGAAUCAGAAGCAAGAUCUAAAUUCCAACUACAGCAACAACAACGAAACACCCCGGAAAAGCAUAAGGUUUUGACCAGUUCUUCUUGCCACUGAAGAGAGUUAGCCCCAGAGGCUCUCGUGGUGAAUGACUGCGGGGCUGUAAGGGACUCUGUAGGACGGUGUGCCCCAAAUGGAACCCACAGAGCCGAUAGAAACCAAAGGGGACAGGGAGAAUGAAAGCACCAUGCCUGAAAAGAAGCCCCUCCAGGGGCAAGGAAAAGAGGGUGCCGUUCUCGGGCCAGAAGAAGAGAUGACCACGAGAGAGGAUCCCGCGUUGAAUGGGCAGGAGCAAGGGGGGACUUCGGGACUGAGCUGUGCGGAGACCCCCCCUGCCGAUGUUGAAGAGGAGACAGAAGAUGGGGGUGAGGUGCAACACCCGGCAUCUGCAGCCUCAGAAGAGACAAACCCCCCAAACCGGGAAGAGAUACCGGGAGAAGAUAUCCCACCGGAGAGUGCUGUGGCUCUUCCAGAGAUCCCCAGUUCCAGCCCAGCGGCCACCAGCCCCAGCUGCAGCCCCGUCAAGCAGGCUGCGGAGGCCCCCAAGGCGCAGCCUUCUCCGAGCAAUCAGCCCGAACCCCCCGACUUCUACUGCGUGAGGUGGAUCAAUUGGAAAGGAGAACGGACACCGGUCAUCACCCAGAGCGAGAACGGGCCUUGCCCACUCCUGGCCAUCAUGAAUAUCCUUUUUUUGCAGUGGAAGGUCAAGCUUCCUCUGCAGAAAGAAGUGAUCACAUCCGAUGAGCUGAUGGCCUAUCUCGGGGAUUGCAUCUUAUCCAUCAAGCCCGAAAAGGAGUCAGAAGUUCUCCAGCUCAAUUUCCAACAGAACGUCAAUGACGCCAUGACUGUCCUACCUAAACUCUCCACGGGCCUGGAUGUGAACGUGAGGUUUACCGGAGUCUCUGAUUUCGAGUACACCCCGGAGUGUAUCGUAUUCGACCUCCUCAAUGUGCCCCUUUAUCACGGGUGGCUGGUGGACCCACAAUUAGCAGAGGCGGUCCAGGCUGUUGGCAAACUGAGCUACAACCAGCUGGUGGAGAAGAUCAUUACCUGCAAGCAUGCCAGUGACCCCGAUUUGGUGACCGAAGGGGUGAUUGCAGAGCUCUUCCUGGAGUCCACAGCCUCCCAGUUGACCUACCACGGCUUGUGCGAGCUCACCACCACAGUUAAAGAGGGGGAGCUCAGCGUCUUCUUCCGGAACAACCACUUCAGCACCAUGAUAAAGCACAAGAGCCACUUAUACCUCCUGGUGACUGACCAAGGCUUCUUGCACGAGGAGCAAGUGGUCUGGGAGAGCCUGCACAACGUGGAUGGGGACAGCUGCUUCUGCGACGCCGAGUUCCACCUCAGCCACGCCCCGGGAAAGGAGGCUGCCGGAGGGUCCCCGCAGGAGCAGCGAGCGAACCAGAGACAGGUGGACCAGGACUAUAUGAUUGCUUUGUCCCUGCAGCAGCAGCAAGGGGGAUCCGCGCUGAGCGACCUGGAAUUGGCCCAACAGCUUCAGCAGGAGGAGUAUCAGCAGCAGCAGCCCCCGCCAGCCACCCCCCCAGCGCAGGGGAGAGGGCAGACUUCGGCCCGGCCCUCCGGGGAGCGCAGGCAGCGGCAGAAGCAAGACUCGGACUGCGUCAUCCUGUAACACUGACGGCCGGGCAUCCGGAGUGUCCCUUUACAGACUGCCAGCGCCUGCCAUGGGAAACAAAGUUCCCUUCUGUACCCAUUAAAAGACUUCUAUUUAAAGUCUCCCCUUCCCUGAGGGCCAGAAACCAAAAUUUUAAAAAGCAAAACCCUGGAAAAGAAACUUGUAUUCCUAUCACAUCUUGAUAACAAUAACAACAAUAAUAACAACAUUCGAUCCAUAUACCGCCCUUCAGGAUAACUUAACACCCACAAAGAGUGGUUUACAAAUUAUGUUGUUAUUAUACCCACAACAAUCAGCCUGUGAGGUGGGUGGGGCUGAGAGAGCUCUGAGAGAGCUGUGACUGACCCAAGAUUGCCCAGUUGGCUUCAAGUGGAGGAGGGGGGAAUCAAACCUGGCUUUCCAAACUAGAUUCCUGCCGCUCUUAACCACUACACCAAACUGGCUAUGCAGUUGAUUCUCUUUCCCCCACUGGCC
Messenger RNA from Eublepharis macularius, 2484 nucleotides. RefSeq names its product MINDY lysine 48 deubiquitinase 1 (gene MINDY1). NCBI's taxonomy places the organism in Eukaryota, Metazoa, Chordata, Lepidosauria, Squamata, Eublepharidae. Gene Ontology annotation, cellular component: cell periphery; cytosol. The coding region runs from base 505 to 2007 and encodes 500 amino acids. The record is from RefSeq and is a predicted model, not a curated record. The transcript has 10 exons. Gene Ontology annotation, molecular function: cysteine-type carboxypeptidase activity; K48-linked deubiquitinase activity; cysteine-type deubiquitinase activity. Gene Ontology annotation, biological process: protein K48-linked deubiquitination.